Molecule: messenger RNA, 3931 nt
Organism: Protopterus annectens (West African lungfish)
Lineage: Eukaryota; Metazoa; Chordata; Ceratodontiformes; Protopteridae
Gene: CORO1A
Product: coronin 1A
Exons: 11
Coding region: 144-1532 (462 amino acids)
Biological process (GO): cell migration; actin filament organization
Molecular function (GO): actin filament binding
Source: RefSeq, a predicted model, not a curated record
UGGGGCGUCGCCUCUUUUAAAGGAGCCGCUUCGCCUGUGUUUAGAUGCACAAGAGAGCAGUCGGGGCCAGUAGGACGAAGCAUUAGUAACUGAAAGCCUCAGUGUCAGCAUCCUUCAGCAUCUCGUGUCACCAAACUGCAGCCAUGACUCCCAAGGUUGUUCGCUCAAGCAAGUUUCGUCAUGUCUUUGGGACACCAGUCAAAGCUGACCAGUGCUAUGAUGACAUCAAAGUCUCACAGAUGACGUGGGACAGCAACUUCUGUACUGUAAACCCCAAGUUUCUGGCUGUUGUCGUUGAUUCAAGUGGGGGAGGUGCAUUUAUGGUGUUGCCUUUGUCAAAGACUGGUCGUGUGGACAAAUCUGUACCUGUUGUGUGUGGUCAUACAGCUCCAGUCUUGGACAUUGAAUGGUGUCCGCACAAUGACAACAUCAUUGCUAGUGGUUCAGAAGACUGCACUGUCAUGAUCUGGGAAAUUCCAGAUGGAGGCUUGAUCCGCCCUCUCACAGAGCCUGUUGUCACCCUUGAAGGCCAUUCCAAAAGAGUGGGAAUUGUCACAUGGCAUCCAACGGCCUCCAAUGUCUUGUUGAGUGCAGGUUGUGAUAAUGUCGUAAUUAUCUGGAACGUGGGGAAAGGAGAGCCUGUCAUUACUCUUGAUGACAUCCACACUGACAUAAUCUACAGCGCUGCUUGGAACUACAAUGGCAGUCUUAUUGUCACCUCAUGCAAGGACAAGAAAGUGAGGAUAAUCGACCCGCGGAAAGGCGACGUUGUAGUGGAGAAAGAAAAACCACAUGAGGGCAGUCGCCCUGUCCGUGCAGUUUUUGUCAGUGAAAGGAAAAUCCUAACAACUGGAUUCAGCCGGAUGAGUGAACGCCAAGUUGCCGUGUGGGAUACGAAAAAGUUUGAUGAGGCACUGACCCUACAGGAACUGGACACUAGCAGUGGAGUGCUACUUCCCUUCUUUGACCCAGAUACCUCUAUUGUCUACCUGUGUGGCAAGGGGGACAGCAGCAUCCGAUACUUUGAGAUCACAGAUGAAGCACCUUAUCUUCACUAUCUCUCCAUGUUUACCAGCAAGGAGUCCCAGAGAGGGAUGGGGUAUAUGCCUAAGCGAGGCUUGGAGGUCAACAAGUGUGAAAUUGCUAGAUUCUACAAGUUGCAUGAGAGGAAGUGUGAGCCGAUUGUCAUGACUGUCCCACGAAAGUCUGAUCUCUUCCAAGAGGACCUGUAUCCAAACACUGCCGGGCCAGAUCCAGCCAUAGAUGCAGAUGAAUGGUUUAGCGGGAAGAAUAGUCAGCCGAUACUCAUAUCCCUUAAAGAUGGCUUUGUCCAGACCAAAAACAAAGAAUUCAAGGUGGUUCGCAAUGUCCUGGAAAGUAAAACUGUAGCUCGUAAAAGCCCAUCUGCAGACAGUGGACUUCAGUCGGAUUCUGCAGUGUCCAGUCUUAUAGAAGAGGUUAAGAAAUUGAAGGCGAGAGUGGAGAGUCAGGAAAAGCGUAUUGCAGAGCUCGAAGAGAAAGUUGGAAAAUGAGUCUUCCAGGGACUGAAGGGUCAGUUAUAUAAUUUUUAACUCCUGUUGGUGACUCCGCUGGUCUUGUUAUCAUCGGACAAGAACAACAUUAAUCUUGGCCCAACAAAAGUCAGUGGGUCUUUUAAAAGUGCUGCUUGUUGGUGUGAGCUUUGUUUUUCGACAAGUCAAAAAGUUCUAUACAGAUGAGCACCCACGUCCUUUUAUGUUCUGCUGAUCUGGUACAACACAACAUAUCUGUUUGUAUGCAUGCAUUUCAAGGUUGUGCUUCAGGAGAAAUGAGAAGCACACAGAAAUAUUUGUUCCCAAGUGGGAAUCUUUUGUCAAGUCAGCUAGUCUCCAUAUCUUGUAGACACAGGAUAGGAAGCAACUGGUAUGUGUUUUCCGAAAAUAUAUAUGUAUACCACGCUGUCCUCUGAAUCAGAACUCUCAUAAAAGACCGUGGAAGUAAGAAGAGAGAUCGACCAAAUGUGAUGACUACUGAUAAAUGCUCUACUAUGUGAAUAUGCAUACAUUUGGUGACUUGUGUUUAUUUCAUAUCCAGUGUAGGCAGGAAAUUCCAACUUCUUUCUUUUGCUGCAAACCCGAACCAGCACAGACUGCCACAGGAAGUACAUCAUUCCACCACAAAAGUGAUGUAAUUUACUGUUUACAGGUAUCAUGAAGACCUAUAUAAGUGGCCUUUCAGCUCAACAGAAGUUUAUUAAAAUUAGAUACAAGGACUGUUUUUUUAAGUAUUUGUAAGAGAUGAACUGGCUAAAAAAGUAUUCCGUACAAGCUAUAUUCAGGUGUCAUUAUGAACUUCAGCUGUCUUUGGAGCCUUUUGAUUCAUUUUUUAAAGCAGGUUUCACCAUUUUUUUAAAUCUGGUACUUGAACUUUUUUUUUUUAAUUAAAUAAGUAUAAUUAAUUUAAGCUGUUACCAAAUAGAAUGUUACAUUGAUGCAAAAGAUUCUAAAAUAUAAUUAUGAUAAUAACUCGUACAUACUUCUGUACAUUGACUGAUAUGAAAAGCCACAUAUGCAGAAGGCACUGCUGAAGGUUGAAUCAGUUUUACACGUUUAAAAGUUUUGUUCUGGGACUUCAUAACCCAUUAAUAACGAAUGCUAUAUUUCAGUUGCCCCCCCCGCCACCACCUCCACCACUAUUCACUCAGUUGCAUAAUAUCCUUUGAAAUGUAGAACAAAGGUCAGUAAAUCUGGCUGGAAUUUGGGCCUGCUGAUCUUUCCAUUAUAUGUGUGCAUGUGCGCAUGUGUGUGUGUGUGUGUGUGUGUGUGUGUGUGUGUGUGUGUGUGUGUGUGUGUGUGUGUGUGUGUGUGUGUGUGCUAGUGCGUGAAUGCAUGAUUACUUCCUUUGCUCAGGUAUUCCUUAGCCUUCCAGCCAGUGUCAGCAUGUUAGUGCAUGAGUUGUACAUACACUGCGGCAGAUGAGUGCCUUUAAAACGCUGUCAUUGCUUAAGGCGCAAUUUAUAUCAACAGAUGCGCCUAACUGGAUGGAGCAGACUGUGUUGUCUGAACUGUGGUAUUUAUUUUAUCCAAGGUACAGUAACAUAUUUUGGAAAAAAACAAAUGUGGCAUACUGUACGUCCAAUACUAUAAAAAAAUAAGUAAAAGUAACACAAAUCACCAUGGUACUAUGAUAGGAUAAUGAGUUAUGAAGCCCAGUAGAAUAUCUUUAACUUUUUCACUCUCUCUCUUGCUUUAAAAUCUGUUUCACAGUCCAUAAUUCUGAGUUGUGGAAUUACUUUUAGAUAUAAAAGUAAGAAAUUUAUACCUCUUCAGUAUUGCUGUGAAUCACUCCUUACUUGCUUUGCUGGGGGUGAUUUUUCUUAAGUUAUGUAAAUAUUUUCUGAACACAAUGCUUUUUGCUUGGUUUUUUUUUUAACAAAAUGUUGACAGUCAUCAGUGAUUUUUUUCUAUAAAUGAGCCACUUUAUUUUUAAUCAAGAGUACUGGCCUGUUUUUACAGCAGCAGUCCAUGAGCUAGGUAAUUUAUUUUUAUUUAAAAUACACACCAAAUCUCAGUUUUUAAGAUGUUCUAGCAUUUGUAUGCAGAAAAGAAAAAAGACAGGAAAAAAAAGUUACUCAAGUUUACAUAGCAUUUUAAUCUUGCUACAUGACUCAGAAAGCAGAUUUGAUAUGUAUGUUAAAGUAAAUAUACAGUCAAAUUUGAGGGCAGCUACAACAAACAUGUUGUAACUGCCCACAUCAGGCACCAUAUUCUCAAUGUAAAAUCAAACAAUACCUUUGCUGUUUCCUUUCUAAUUUCUGAGGGUCUCCAAGGUGACAGAUAUAUACCACAACUGUAGGGCAUACUUCAGUGAAAUAUAUGUUCAAGCAAAGCAUUUUUAUUAACUUGUAAUAGCCACGUCCAAGUAAAAUAUAGUAAGCACGUGAUUAAAAAUA